Molecule: messenger RNA, 1575 nt
Organism: Penicillium alfredii
Lineage: Eukaryota; Fungi; Ascomycota; Eurotiomycetes; Eurotiales; Aspergillaceae
Product: alpha/beta hydrolase
Exons: 6
Coding region: 1-1575 (524 amino acids)
Source: RefSeq, a predicted model, not a curated record
AUGGUGCAUGAUUGGAAAGCUGUCCCAUCUUCGCCUCAUCUUCAAUGGACUCCAUGCUUUAGUAACUUCACAUGCGCCAAACUCGAAGUACCCCUCGACUACGGCGAUACCUCACGAGGAACUGCAGACAUAGCUUUGAUCAAACUAUCUGCACAGAACAAGACAAAAGAUACACAGGAUGUGCUUAUAAACCCAGGCGGGCCAGGAGGAUCUGGAGUAGAGGUCUUACUGAACUCAGGCACGGCUCUCACCCAGAUAAUCGGAGAACAGCACAACAUUGUCGGAUUUGAUCCUCGCGGAGUCAAUCAGAGCGGACCAGUCGUGAACUGCUGGCCCGGCCACCCAGAAAGGCGAGCCCAGUUUGAAAAGCUCUUCUACCCCGAGGUCUCAAAUGCCUCUUCCACUUCUCUGUCGACGCAGUUCUACGCGGCAGAAAUCUUUGGCAAGGCAUGUACUGCGACCACAGGAGGUUCGAACGGAAAUGCAUCGUUCGUCAGUACGCCUGCGGUGGCUCGUGACCUGCUCACCUAUAUCGAUGCGGCGCAAGCACUCUCAGGGAAGAAAGAGGGUAAAGCCAAAAUUUCCUACUAUGGCGUCAGCUACGGCACAGUGAUUGGCGUCACCUUUGCGUCUCUUUUCCCAGACCGGGUCGGGAAAAUGAUCCUCGACGGAACCCUCGAUGCGUCUGAUUAUUACAACCUGGGGUGGAAGACAAGCAUCUCCGACGCGGACAAAGCUCUUGAUUCGUUUUUCAAGUACUGCCAUCAAGCCGGAGCCGAGAAGUGUUCGUUCUGGCGCCCGUCGGCAAAGAGCAUCAGCAGUCGCAUGGACACGCUAGUGGCGAAGAUAAAGUCUCACCCGAUUCCCACCCCCAGUUCGAAGGCCUGCGGGAUCCCCUUACUUGCGACGUAUUCGGAUUUGAAGCAGAUCACUCUCCAGGCAAUGUACUCACCCUUGUCUAGAUUCCCAACCCUCGCCGAGGUUCUUUCGGGUCUGGAGAAAGGGAACACUACGGCGUUUAUAAGUGCCGUCACGGAUCUUGGCCUUCCGUCGAACCCAUGCAGCAAUGGGACUGAAGGAAGCACUGAAGACAUCAAUACUCUGAUCAAAUGUGUGGACGAGUACGACGGCCACAAGUUCAAGGACAUCGGCCAAUACCGGGACUAUGUCGACACUUUGACUUCGCAAAGCAAGUUCUUUGGCGAGGUGUGGCCUAAUAACGCCAAUACUGUUUCUUGUCGGGCGUUGAAGGUUGAUCCUCCAAAGAGCGGAAGGCUUCCUGGUUCUAUUCUGGAAACGAGAAAUACCUCGUUCCCGAUCUUGUUUGUCAAUGCCGAGAUUGACCCAGUUACUCCUAAGCGAGGGGCACAAAAGAUGGCGUCGGUGUUUCCUGGAUCCAAACUUUUGAUACAAAACUCUACUGGGCAUACUGCUAUUGCCAGUGCAUCAUCAUGCUUGAUGAAGAAUGUUCGGGCAUAUUUCAGCGGCCAUCUUCCUUCUGCCAACACCAUCUGUCAGCCAGACCAAGUACCAUUCCAGGGCUCUGCUGCUUCAGAUUUCGGGCUCCGACGAUAG